AGAAAAAAAAAGAAAUCUAUUUUCGGAUGAUAAAUCUAUUGUCUAUUGAUAAGGACCGAAGAGAAAAAAAGGAAAUGUAUUGUUAAGAUUGAAUUCUGAUUAGAUUCUGUUAUAAAUAAUGUUAAUAAUAAAAAGAUUGCUAACGAAAUGUAGAAAUGUAGACAUCAAUUGUUUUCUGUCUAUUGUUGAAUCAUCAUUAUUAUUAAAGUGCAAUCGAUAUCGUUUUUAUAAUCUGAAUAAUCACUGCCAACGAUCGCUAUCAUCAUCAGCGACCAAUGACACAAAGUCUAAUAAUUGUAAAUAUAAGAUUGCCAUUAUUGGUAGUGGUCCGGCCGGUUUUUAUACCAGUCAACAAUUAUUAAAGUAUCCGAAUUUGAAUGUUGAUAUCUAUGAAAAAUUUCCCGUUCCAUUUGGUUUGGUUCGUUUUGGUGUAGCGCCAGAUCAUCAAGAAGUAAAAAAUGUUAUCAAUUCAUUCACCAAAGUGGCCACAAAUGAUCGUACACGUUUCAUUGGAAAUAUUAAUAUCGGUACCGAUAUUACAUUUCAGGAACUUCGUGAUGCUUAUCAUGCUGUCGUAUUAUGUUAUGGUUCAUCACAGGAUGCAAUGUUAAACAUACCGGGUGAAUCAUUGGGUAAUGUUAUAUCAGCACGACGAUUUGUUGGCUGGUAUAAUGGUAUACCACAGGAUAAAGAUCUAGAAUUAUCAUUAAAUACUUCGUGUAAUACUGCAAUUAUAAUCGGACAAGGUAAUGUUGCUUUGGAUUGUGCACGUAUCCUAUUGACACCGCCGGAUAUUCUUAAGAAAACGGAUAUUACAAGUCAUGCGUUUCGAAAAUUAUCCAAUUCUAAUAUACGUCGCGUGGUUAUAAUUGGUCGUCGUGGUCCAUUGCAAGCGGCAUUUAAGAUCAAAGAAUUUCGUGAACUUACCAAAAUGCCUGAUUGUCAUGUUCGAUUUGAUUGGUCACAAUCGAUUCGUGAACGCUUAGAUUUUAAUGAUAAACUCAUCGAUUCACUGCCACGUUCACGUCGGCGAUUGGCUCAGUUAUAUCGCCAGAUAAUUGAUGGAUCAAAUAAAAUGAGAGAUGAUUGUUCGAAAGAAUGUUUGUUUAAAUUUUUCCUAACACCCAUUGAAAUCUGUCCAGAAUCACCAAUGGUUGCAAGUGUACGAUUAAAACAAAAUCUAUUGGAUGAUUAUAUACGUGAAGAUGCAAAAAUUAUAGACACUUGUGAUAAUAAACUAAUUGAGGAACCAUGUGGAAUAUUAAUCCGUAGUAUCGGAUAUCGAUCAGUGCCAUUAGAUCCAUCGUUACCAUUUGAUAAUCGUCGUGGUAUCAUUCUUAACCAACAAGGACGUGUCAUCGAUAAUCCUGAUCUUUAUUGUUCGGGUUGGGCUGCAUUCGGUGCAACAGGUGUUAUAGUGAACACGAUGUCAGCCAGUUUUGAAGUUGGUAAAAAUAUUUUAAACGAUAUUCAAGAUGGUCGUCUUGAUACCGAAACGAUCAAACGUGGUUAUGAUCAAAUUAGGCCAAUAUUAGAGAAACGUCAAGCCAAUAUUAUCGAUUUUGUUGAUUGGACACGUAUCGAUCAAUUCGAACGUGAACAAGGUCGUAAAGAAGGCAAACCUAGAGAGAAAAUCGUUUCCGUCGAUCAGAUAUUUGAUGUAAAAAAGAAAUUUGAAUAGGCAAUUUUUUUUAUUUGAAACAAUUUAUUAAUAAUAAAAAAAUCUGUUAAUUAA
This is a messenger RNA of Dermatophagoides pteronyssinus (European house dust mite), 1735 nucleotides long. It is a transcript of the gene dare, whose product is annotated as NADPH:adrenodoxin oxidoreductase, mitochondrial. Gene Ontology annotation, molecular function: oxidoreductase activity. Lineage: Eukaryota; Metazoa; Arthropoda; Arachnida; Sarcoptiformes; Pyroglyphidae. The record is from RefSeq and is a predicted model, not a curated record.